Messenger RNA from Argentina anserina (silverweed cinquefoil), 1619 nucleotides. RefSeq names its product protein OSB4, chloroplastic-like. Gene Ontology annotation, cellular component: mitochondrial nucleoid. NCBI's taxonomy places the organism in Eukaryota, Viridiplantae, Streptophyta, Magnoliopsida, Rosales, Rosaceae. Gene Ontology annotation, molecular function: single-stranded DNA binding. Gene Ontology annotation, biological process: positive regulation of helicase activity; mitochondrial DNA replication. The record is from RefSeq and is a predicted model, not a curated record.
GCCGGCCACACCUUCACUCCUCCUCUCCACUCCCACCGCCAUGAACUCCCUCCGCCUCCGAUCAACCCCCUUAACCAAACGCCUUCCACUCCCUCCCUUACUCUCCCACUUCUCCACCACCUCCUGGUCCUCCUUCACUAAACCCAAAACCCCAAACACCCACACCAUCUCCACCCCACGCUUUACUCCGCCCUCCACCAAGCCCACCUUCCCUCGCCCCUCCCAAGUCCCCUUCCAGCCCAAAGUCGCCAACUCCGUCCGCCUCACCGGCCACGUCACCUCCCCGCUUACUGCCCACACUGCCCCCGACGGCGCUUUCUUUGCCUCCACCGUUCUCUCCGCGUCUUCUUCGACCAGGUCUCUCCGGAUUCCGAUUAUUUUCGAGGGGGAUUUGGCUCAUGUUGCGAGUUUGCAUGUGAAAAGUGGGGACUAUGUUUUUGUUUCCGGAGGUUUGAGGUCGGAUUUGAAUCAUAUUAUGGCUGGUGAGGGUGAGGCUCGUUUACAGGUUAAGGUGGAUACGCUCAACUUUGUUGAGGAGUCUUUUCCGAUGAAUAAAAGAUCCAAAGAUGGCAGUGAAGAAAGGAGCUUUGAUCACACUGUGGCAAGUGGAAAGAAUGAUAUGAAUGAAUCAUUGAAGGAUCUCCGUGUGUGGAAAGACAUCCUUGCCAAGCCUCAUGAGUGGUGGCUUGUCAGGUCAAAAGAGGGUUCCCUAAAGGCUGCAGCCUUUGAGUGUAAGAGUAAUGGCGAGUUACGUAUCAUUGAUGAAUCAACUCCUGAUUGGAUCAGGCAUAAGUUAGAUUCAUUGACAUUUGAUCAAAAACCGAUAUCACAUAGUUCUGAAACCAGUUUGAAGGAAGAUGUGGACUCUACGUUAGAUACUUGGAAAGACCUUCUUGACAAUUCAAAACAAUGGGAGGACUACCGUGAUCUAAAGCAUAAUAAAUUGGUGAAGCAAACUUACCCUGAUUUCAAGCGGAAUGAUGGUGGGCAUGCAAUCUGGCUUAACAAGGCACCACGGUGGGUUUUGUCAGAGCUUAAAGGCAAGAAGUUUGAUGUUCCAGUUCUGAAGUCCAACCAAUCAAAUGAGGGUAGAGGUGAUAAAUCCUGGAAGGACUUGGUGGAAAACCCAGAUAAAUGGUGGGACAACAGAUUGGAUAAGCGGAAUGCAAAAGCUCCAGACUUUAAGCACAAAGAAACUAAAGAAGCACUGUGGCUUAGCAGUUCACCGGAAUGGGCGAUCCCCAUGCUGCCACCUUUAAAAACACUGCAAUUGCGACAAACUGAUGAUACGAAUGUGCCUCUUCCUAUAAACAUGCAAGGAUCCGUUAACGGUGUUUGAAAUUUUUUGGCAGCUACUCUAGUGUUUAUAAGCUCAUUCCAACUUCUUACAUCCUCCAUUAGUUCGAUGUUCGAGGUUAGAGAAAUAGAGCAUACAAAACGGAUGGGGAUAGGCAGAGAGAAUCAAAAUGGUAGAGAAGUCCUGUACUCCUAUAUUCUGUUGCUGCAAUACUUAUGAGUAAUGUCUACUGCAAUCUCACAUUUGUGGAUUUCUUGUGAAGUUUGAACAGUUUGUUAGGCUGUAUAUUAAACUAUCAAUGAAAUUUCAAUCAAGUUUGGCU